This is a messenger RNA of Microsporum canis CBS 113480, 1341 nucleotides long. Its product is annotated as formyl-coenzyme A transferase. The transcript has 6 exons. Gene Ontology annotation, molecular function: catalytic activity. Bases 1 to 1341 code for a protein of 446 amino acids. NCBI's taxonomy places the organism in Eukaryota, Fungi, Ascomycota, Eurotiomycetes, Onygenales, Arthrodermataceae. The record is from RefSeq and is a predicted model, not a curated record.
AUGAAGUCGUACCGUAUUCUACGUCGCCUUGUCAAGGUGGAUAAGCUCCCAAGGUUCACCAACAACAUAGCUAUCACAGCAGCAUGUAGGGGCUUUUCGACUGCUGUCCCUUCAGCCGGCACGCUUCCUCUAGCCGGUAUACGGGUUUUGGAUAUGACUAGGGUUCUUGCUGGACCCUACUGUACUCAAAUACUCGGAGAUUUAGGAGCGGAGGUGGUCAAGAUCGAACAUCCAACGCGAGGAGACGACACACGAGCAUGGGGCCCUCCAUAUGCAAAAUACACAGAUGAUGCAAAAGAAGGCCCGGGGGAAAGUGCAUACUACUUAGCUGUCAACCGAAACAAAAAGUCAGUUGGGUUAUCGUUUGCGCAUGAGUCCGGCAUCGAGAUCCUCCAUAAGCUUGCAAAGGAGAGUGAUGUGUUUGUGGAGAACUAUAUCCCCGGCUCAUUGAAGAAAUAUCAAAUGGACUACGAGUCCCUCCGAGCUAUAAACCCGAAAUUGAUCUAUGCUAGCAUUACUGGCUACGGGCAAACAGGACCAUACAGCCAACGUGCUGGCUAUGACGUGAUGGUUGAAGCGGAGAUGGGAUUGAUGCAUAUUACCGGAUCGAGAGACGGGCCUCCAGUAAAGGUUGGAGUUGCGGUAACAGAUCUAACAACUGGUCUAUAUACGUCGAACGCCAUCAUGGCCGCACUUAUUGCUCGGGGUAGAACUGGGAAGGGUCAACACAUUGAUGCUUGCUUGAGCGAUUGCCAAAUAGCGACGCUAACAAACCUUGCAAGCUCGGCGCUUAUUAGUGGGAAGAAGGACUCUGGAAGAUGGGGAACAGCUCAUCCUUCCAUCGUUCCAUACCGAAGCUUUAAAACGAAAGACGGCGACAUUCUCCUUGGCGGCGGAAACGACAGACUCUUCGGUAUUCUAUGUGAUAGACUGGGUCAUCCGGAGUGGAAGACAGACGCUCGUUUCAUUACGAAUGCCCUGCGUGUUAAAAAUCGGGAGAUCAUCGACAAACUCAUUGAAGACCUCACAGAGCAGAGGACAACCAACGAAUGGUUGGAUAUCAUGGAAGGCAGCGGUAUGCCCUAUGCAGCCGUAAACGAUAUACAGGGUGCUCUAAACCAUUCUCAUGUACUUGCUCGAGGAAUGGUACAGGAAGUCGACCAUCCAGACUGCGGACCUAUCAAACUCGUUAAUACUCCGGUUAAAUACUCUCAUGCUACACCGGGUAUUAGAUCACCACCUCCAACGCUUGGGCAACACACUGAUGAGGUACUAUCCAGUGUUAUGGGCUACAGUAAAGAAAGGAUAGCCCAGUUAAAGGCAGACGGGGUUGUUUCAUAG